Molecule: messenger RNA, 1769 nt
Organism: Salvia hispanica
Lineage: Eukaryota; Viridiplantae; Streptophyta; Magnoliopsida; Lamiales; Lamiaceae
Product: aminoaldehyde dehydrogenase 2, peroxisomal
Molecular function (GO): oxidoreductase activity, acting on the aldehyde or oxo group of donors, NAD or NADP as acceptor
Source: RefSeq, a predicted model, not a curated record
AUGUUAAAAAAAUCAGCUACAGUGAUCAUCCAACAGCUCUGCUCAACUAUGUCAAUCCCAAUUCCUCGCCGCCAGCUCUUCAUCGACGGUGAAUGGAGAGAGCCCGUCAACAGAAAACGCCUCUCCGUCACCAAUCCCGCCACCGAAGAAAUUAUCGGGGAUAUUCCGGCAGCUACAUCGGAGGAUGUAAAUAUUGCUGUGGAAGCAGCCCGCAGAGCACUUAGUCGAAAUGGGGGGAAGGAUUGGGCUUCUGCAACUGGUGCUCAUCGUGCCAAGUAUUUACGAGCAAUUGCUGCGAAGGUUACGGAGAGGAAAUCAGAGCUUGCAAAACUUGAAUCACUCGACUCUGGGAAGCCGCUUGACGAAGCAGCUUGGGAUAUCGAUGAUGUUGCUGGAUGUUUCGAAUACUAUGCUGACAUCGCUGAGGCCUUGGACAAAAAGCAGAAGAGUCCUGUUGCCUUGCCCAUGGAUACAUUUAAAUGUCACGUUAUAAGAGAACCUAUUGGGGUGGUUGGUUUGAUCACGCCAUGGAACUACCCUAUGCUGAUGGCAACAUGGAAAGUGGCCCCUGCCCUGGCAGCUGGAUGUGCUGCAAUACUCAAACCGUCCGAAUUAGCAUCCAUCACGUGUUUGGAGUUGGCCGACGUGUGCAGGGAGGUUGGUCUUCCACCUGGUGUUCUCAACGUCUUGACUGGUUUGGGGCCAGAAGCCGGUGCUCCUUUGGCUUCUCAUCCUCAUGUUGACAAGAUAGCAUUCACGGGGAGCACUGCCACAGGAAGCAAAAUUAUGACAGCUGCAGCACAGCUUGUGAAACCAGUAACACUUGAGCUUGGCGGAAAAAGUCCAAUUGUGGUCUUUGAGGAUGUUGAUCUUGAUAAAGCUGCCGAGUGGACUGCCUUUGGUUGCUUUUGGACAAAUGGUCAGAUAUGCAGCGCUACUUCUCGACUCAUAGUGCAUGAAAGCAUUGCUGCAGCAUUCCUGGAAAAGCUUGUGAAAUGGUGUGAGAACAUUAAAGUAUCUAACCCCUUAGAGGAAGGCUGCAGGCUUGGUCCUGUUGUUAGUGCUGGACAGUAUGAGAAAGUGCUCAAGUGCAUCUCGAUAGCUAAGGAGGAAGGUGCCACAAUAUUGUAUGGAGGUUCACGACCUCAGCAUCUAAAGAAAGGCUAUUUCGUCCUUCCAACUAUAAUAACAGAUGUAAAGACAUCGAUGCAUAUCUGGAGAGAGGAAGUAUUCGGACCUGUUCUUUGCGUUAAAACAUUUGCAACCGAAGAGGAAGCCAUUGAACUUGCAAAUGACACCCAAUAUGGCUUAGGUUCUGCUGUAUUAUCCAAAGAUCUGGAAAGAUGUGAGCGUCUGACUAAGGCAAUUCAAUCUGGCAUUGUCUGGGUGAACUGCUCACAGCCAUGCUUCUCCCAAGCACCUUGGGGAGGCAGGAAACGCAGCGGUUUUGGCCGGGAACUUGGGGAAUGGGGACUGGACAACUACUUGAAUGUGAAGCAGGUGACGCAGUACAUCUCGGACGAGCCAUGGGGUUGGUACAAGUCUCCUUCCAAGCUAUGAAGAAGCUUCUGCAUUUUCCCCCAGAUUGAAGAGUGAUUGCUUCUUUAAAGUGGAGAAUGAAGCUUCCAAAAUGGCAAGAUUCCUAUACGGCUAUAGCCUUAUUGCUCUAUAGAGGUUCCACUACCUUAAUUCGUCUAUAGAACUAAUGUUUGAAGUCGAAUCUCUCAUCAUUUUAAAAAAAAUAAAAAACUUCUCUAUUUUGUCUUUUA